Messenger RNA from Labeo rohita (rohu), 841 nucleotides. RefSeq names its product epidermal differentiation-specific protein-like. The transcript has a single exon. Gene Ontology annotation, biological process: visual perception; lens development in camera-type eye. NCBI's taxonomy places the organism in Eukaryota, Metazoa, Chordata, Actinopteri, Cypriniformes, Cyprinidae. Gene Ontology annotation, molecular function: structural constituent of eye lens. Bases 66 to 584 code for a protein of 172 amino acids. The record is from RefSeq and is a predicted model, not a curated record.
CACAGGAAGCUUCUUCAGAAACACUUGCCUUCUCCAGUUUCUCUCUCCUCCAGUCAUCAUUCAGAAUGAGCAAGAUCAUUGUUUUUAGCAAAGAGGACUUUGAGGGCAGAACAGCCGAAUUCAAGAACGAUGUCCACAACUUAGAAGAAAAGGGCUUCAACAAUGUCAUCUCAUCUCUCAAAGUCAUUGGCGCACCAUGGGUAGCGUAUUAUGACAAGAACUUCACUGGAAAGCAACGUGUUUUUGAGGAAGGAGAGUAUGCUACCCUUGAUGACAAAGGAAUGUUUUCUUCCUUCAAGAUCAUCACAGAUGACCUGGACAACCCUGAAAUCCAGCUGUUUGAACAUGUGGGCUAUCAAGGAAGAAGCGUGACCCUACACAAAGAAACCAGUCUUCACGAAAUUGAUUUCAGUGACAUUGCUUCUUCCCACAAAGUGAAAGGUGGUGUCUGGGUGAUCUACGAGCACGUCAAUCGUCAGGGUGCCCAGCUUGUGUCUUUCCCUGGGGAUGAAGUUCCCAGCUAUUUCCCACUCUCCUUCAAUGAUGUGGCCAGCCAUGUGCGUCCCUUGCUGCCGAAGCCAUAGACAGCAUCGUUCAUAGCACACUCUCUGCAGCUGAAUAUGAACUGAAACCCUUUUGGAAAGAAUUAGGCGGAUGGUGGGGAAUGACUGAUCUUGACAAGAAACAAUGACUGUGACUGCUACUUAGUAAUAAGAAACUUCAUGCAUUUAAACAGAACCUUGUAAUUUAAGGAUAUAUGUGUUAACUCAAACUGUACAUGUUAAUUUGUCAUCUAACAAUUUUGUUCUAUAACUAUUUGUAAAAGUUUUAAGUUGCUGGU